Tachysurus fulvidraco (yellow catfish) is the source of this 2653-nucleotide messenger RNA. It is a transcript of the gene clk2a, whose product is annotated as CDC-like kinase 2a. The coding region runs from base 184 to 1737 and encodes 517 amino acids. Gene Ontology annotation, cellular component: nucleus. NCBI's taxonomy places the organism in Eukaryota, Metazoa, Chordata, Actinopteri, Siluriformes, Bagridae. Gene Ontology annotation, biological process: protein phosphorylation; regulation of RNA splicing. Gene Ontology annotation, molecular function: ATP binding; protein tyrosine kinase activity. The transcript has 14 exons. The record is from RefSeq and is a predicted model, not a curated record.
UAGGGCGCAUUCCUCUGUGUGUGAUUUGGGACACAGCCUCCUCAGUGUCGCUGUUGUUGAAUCUCGGUUUCAGCUUUUAUUAUUUUGCUAGUCGUCCAAAAUUCAGCAGAGAGAGAAAUCCAGAGUUUGAGCGCCAACACGGAUUUUCUUUGGGAUAAACGCACAGGCCUCGCUGCUAAAACGAUGCCCCAUUCUAGGCGGUAUGCAUCGUCGGAGCGGGCCAGCCGCAGCAGCUAUCAGGACCGCUAUCGUGAGCGAGAGCGAGGGAGAAAGCCAAGACACCGGCGCUCACGAUCCUUCUCCUUAAGCAGCGAACGAGACAGGAGAGGACGAGGACACAGGCAGGAGGUUAUGUACGGACGCUCCAGGAGCUACGACAACCGUUCAGUAGACAGGAGACCUUACGACAGGCGCUAUGGUGAACCCUACCGGCGACAGGAGCACGAACGGGAGCGAGAACGCGAGCGAGAGCGACUGUCUCCAGACGGCUACCACUCACGCGACCCUUCCACCACUUAUGACUAUCGCCGCACGCACCAACGCCACAAAGGCAGCAGGCGUAAGCACAAACGAAGGCGGCGUAGAACCAGGUCCUAUAGCCCAUCUUCCUCGCAGCGGAGUGCCAGCGGGACGCGGCCGUUAUGUGUGAGGGACGACGAGGAGGGUCACCUGAUCUGUCGGAGUGGCGACGUCCUGCAAGAGAGAUAUGAAAUUGUUGGCACUUUGGGCGAAGGCACAUUUGGAAGGGUGAUGGAGUGCAUCGACCAUCGAAGAGGUGGAGCUCAUGUGGCUCUGAAAAUCAUUAAAAACGUUGAGAAGUACAAGGAGGCUGCGCGACUGGAGAUCAACGUGUUGGAGAGGAUCAACGAACGAGACCCUGAUAAUAAAAAUCUGUGUGUACAGAUGUUUGACUGGUUCGACUAUCACGGUCACAUGUGUCUCAGCUUUGAGCUGCUAGCACUCAGUACCUUUGACUUCCUGAAGGAGAACAAUUACCUGCCUUAUUCCAUCACCCAUGUGCGACACAUGGCCUACCAGCUCUGCCUAGCCGUCAAGUUUCUGCAUGAUAACAAGCUGACCCACACAGAUCUGAAACCAGAGAACAUUCUCUUCGUGAACUCGGACUUCUCCCUGAACUACAACGUAGAGAAGAAGAGAGAAGAGCGUACGGUGAAGAGCGCCGCAGUGAGGGUUGUAGAUUUCGGCAGUGCUACGUUCGACCACGAACACCACAGCACGAUCGUCUCCACCAGGCAUUACCGCGCACCUGAGGUUAUUCUUGAACUGGGUUGGAGCCAGCCUUGUGACGUGUGGAGUAUAGGCUGCAUCCUCUUCGAGUAUUACCUUGGCUUCACACUUUUUCAGACUCAUGAUAACAGAGAGCACUUAGCCAUGAUGGAGAGAAUAUUGGGUCCUGUCCCUUCCAGGAUGAUCAGAAAAACUAGAAAGCAGAAGUACUUUUACCGGGGGCGUCUCGACUGGGACGAAAACUCCUCAGCAGGAAGAUAUGUUCGAGAGAACUGCAAGCCCUUGCGACGCUACAUCUUGUCUGAGGCUGAGGAGCAUCACCAGCUGUUCGACCUGAUCGAGGCCAUGCUGGAGUAUGAGCCACCAAAGCGCAUUACUCUGGCUGCAGCGCUCAGGCAUCAGUUCUUCCAGAGUCCCAUCACUGCUAGCGACCAGACAUCAGGAAAGCACUGGGAGGUCAAUCGUGACAUUAGCCGGCAACCUCUUUGACCAAGUAGUUUUAAGGUGGACUGAGUUGUCGGGUUACACUGCCGUGUCAGCUUUAAAGGAUUUAAAGGUGACGCAGGACUUUGUCUUAAGAUGCAGCUGGUUACAAUAGUUGGGUAUUUCCAGAGCCUGUGGGUAGAGCGUGUAUCAUAGGAUGCCAUGUCACAGAUACACAGACACGAAGUCUUCCACACAUCAUGGACAUGAUGGAAUGAGCGUGAUCCAGUACUGCAGACACACAGUAGAUGGAAGAGGUUUUAAAAAACCAUCUCGAACAGAGAGAACGCCUUUGAGUCAUAUCUGUUGUAGCAAAACCCAAACAAGGUGUUUUUUUUUUGUUUGUUUGUUGUUGUUUUUUUUUCUUUCUUUCUUUCUUUCUUUUUUUUCUUUUGGAAGUGUUUGGAAAACAUGAAUGUAAACGUAAUGAAAAGCAACGAACUGUUAUCAAUCGCAUUGGAUUCCAUUGUAAUUGAACCCUGAGCCUGAAUUAAAUCACUUACUUAGUCGUAUUUUUACUGGACAGGCAACAGGUGAAGAGGUGUUUUGGCAGGGACACACUCCUUCUGUCAGACUCAUCUAAUAGAACCUAUACAGAAGCUACUGUUUCAUGUAGAUUGGUAUGUUUUUCUUUCUUCAAUGUGACACACACACAUGUGGAUUUUCAAUGGAAGCCUUUUGUUCAUGUAGUCAAGCACAGAUCCUUUGUGUGCUGUCAUUCUUGCCAGCAAAGGUUUACAGUAUUUAUUUAAAUCAGCAUUAUUUUUGUUUUGUGUUUUUAUAUGAAGCUAAAGGUGUAUAUCUGUAUAUACAAAUCUAUAUGUAUCUAUGACUGUAUAGAAUAAAGGCUCUGUCUGUCUGCCUGGUUUGUGUUGGAGUCUUCACAGCUUCACAGGCAGAAAACAGCAGACAUCUUGUCAGA